Molecule: messenger RNA, 2272 nt
Organism: Epinephelus lanceolatus (giant grouper)
Lineage: Eukaryota; Metazoa; Chordata; Actinopteri; Perciformes; Serranidae
Product: melanopsin-A
Biological process (GO): G protein-coupled receptor signaling pathway; visual perception
Cellular component (GO): membrane
Molecular function (GO): G protein-coupled receptor activity
Source: RefSeq, a predicted model, not a curated record
AUGAACGGCGGGAAGAGCGAGCUGCUGCGGUCCGCGCGGCAGAGCAUCAUCUCGUGCAGCGACCGCGAGGCGAACUGCACGGCGCGCAACACGGAGACCCUGGCGCUGUCAGCAGCAUCCGCGUGGAGCGGCAACGGCUCGGCGGUGGAUGCGUACCGGCUCGUGGAGCUCCAGCUUCCCGCCUCGGCCGCCCCAACGGUGGCGAUGGCGCCCGAGGUCCCGCACCCCUAUCCCACGGUGGACGUGCCUGAUCACGCCCACUACACCAUCGGCUCCGUCAUCCUCGCCAUCGGCAUCACCGGCAUGGUCGGCAACUUCCUGGUUAUAUACGCCUUCAGCAGGAGUCGCAGCCUGCGGACACCAGCCAACAUGUUCAUCAUUAACUUGGCGAUCACAGACCUCCUGAUGUGCGUCACCCAGGCGCCCAUCUUCUUCACCACCAGCAUGCACAAGAGGUGGAUCUUUGGAGAGAAAGGCUGCGAGCUGUACGCCUUCUGCGGCGCUCUCUUCGGAAUCUGCUCCAUGAUCACGCUGACGGUGAUCGCCGUCGACCGCUACUUUGUCAUCACGCGGCCCCUGACCUCCAUCGGCGUGUUGUCACGGAAGAGGGCCCUCCUCAUCCUCAUGGCAGCCUGGGCCUACUCUCUGGGAUGGAGCCUGCCGCCAUUCUUCGGCUGGAGUGCCUAUGUCCCCGAGGGCCUGCUGACAUCCUGUACGUGGGACUACAUGACCUUCACCCCGUCGGUGCGAGCGUACACCAUGCUGCUCUUCAUCUUUGUCUUCUUCCUGCCGCUCUUCAUCAUCAUCUACUGCUACGUCUUCAUCUUCCGCGCCAUCCGCAACACCAACCAGGCGGUGGGGAAGGUUAACGGCAGCGUUCACAGUCACAGCAGCACUCGAGACUCUGUGAAGAACUUCCACCGGCUGCAGAACGAGUGGAAGAUGGCGAAGAUCGCUCUGAUCGUCAUCCUGCUCUACGUCGUCUCCUGGUCGCCGUACUCCACCGUCGCUCUCACCGCAUUCGCCGGGUAUGCAGACAUGUUGACUCCCUACAUGAAUUCUGUGCCCGCCGUCAUCGCCAAGGCCUCGGCCAUCCACAACCCCAUCAUCUAUGCCAUCACACACCCAAAAUACAGGAUAGCGUUAGCCAAGUACAUCCCGUGUCUCGGCGUGCUGCUCUGCGUUCAUCCUCGUGACCUCCGCUCGACCAGCAGCAGCUUCAUGUCAACGCGCCGCUCCACUGUGACCAGCCAGACCUCUGACAUCAGCAGCCAGCUGAGGCGGCAGAGCUACGGCAAGUCACGCCUCUCCUCCGCCUCUGACAGUGAAUCGGGUCUGACGGACACAGAGGCUGACCUGUCCAGUAUGGGCUCCAGACCAGCCAGCCGCCAGGUCUCCUGUGACAUCAGCAGAGACACCGCCGAGCUCCCCGACUUCAAACCCUCCUCCAGCUUCAAGUCCAAGAUGAAGAGCCACGACUCUGGCAUCUUCGAGAAGACGUCCUUUGACACUGAUGUGUCCGUGGCAGGAGCCAGUGAACGUGGCAGCAUCCCAAAUACGGAUUUCGCAGAGGGCCAUGUGAUGAGAGGCGCGAUUGGUCGAAUCCCGAGCAUCGUCAUCACCUCUGAGUCCAGCCCCUUCCUUCCCAUUGGACGAAAAGGUUCCUGCACUGCGCGCCCCAAGACAGUCAAUAACAACAGCACGGGGUCGGGGUCUGGGUAGAACGCCGCCCUCCUAGAAGACGAUCACCUGCAGUCACAUGACCAGCUCACGUCCAGUCAGAGGUUUAGAAAUGUAGACGGGUUCACCUGAAGCUCAGACACAAAGUUAUUAGAAGAAGUAGGCUAUUUAUUAAAUAUUCGUAGUUCUAGAGAAGUUUAAGUUUUUACCAGAACAAAGAUUUUAGAUGGAGGAUUGUUUCCAAACCAAACCUGGAGCUUUUUGUUUUUGUUACCAAUGAAAUGACAACAUGCGUCAUCACUUAAAGAGCAACUUAACACCUUGUUGAAGCUUGAACAUACACUUUACAUAAAAGAAAAAUGCAAUCCAGUUCAGUGCAAACCCCCACGGCUCUGACAGAUCAUCGCACCAGAGUCCCUCCAAAACAGCUCUGCAUUAGUGAAAAAUAUACAAAGCUAAAGCAGCCAGUGGUCAGGAUCAAGGCUUUGGAAGUUUUGAGCAUCAGACACUUCAUUCCCUGCAUUCAGGUGAAUUUUUAUGUACAAAUUUAUGGUUAUGUAAAGGAAAACACAAAAUUCAGACUAGAGCCUAU